This is a messenger RNA of Capronia coronata CBS 617.96, 2682 nucleotides long. RefSeq lists its product as uncharacterized. Gene Ontology annotation, cellular component: endosome. Gene Ontology annotation, molecular function: protein binding. The coding region runs from base 1 to 2682 and encodes 893 amino acids. NCBI's taxonomy places the organism in Eukaryota, Fungi, Ascomycota, Eurotiomycetes, Chaetothyriales, Herpotrichiellaceae. The record is from RefSeq and is a predicted model, not a curated record. The transcript has a single exon.
AUGACCAGAAACGUCCUCGAGAUUCCGUUCCGACGCACCCACCCUGUCGACCUCUCCUCUGCCAUCAAACAAUACAUUUCCAGCAAAUAUGAACAAUCCCCUGCCAUGUUCGCAGACGAUCUGCGCGAAAUCGACCGCCUCCGUGCCGAUGCCAUCACCGUUCUUGAACCGCAUGUCAGUGGGAUCAAACGGUUGGCUCAAUAUGCCGCCCAACUACGCUACCUUGGUGGGAAGUUCCCUAUAGACAUCGGCGUGGAUUUUCCUUGGUACCCGGCGCUGGGCUAUGACAGGGCCACGGCGGUGAUACAGAACAACCUCCGAUUUGAGCUGGCCAACAUCCUGUUCAACCUGGCGGCUCUAUACUCGCAGUUGGCCUGUGGGACGAACCGAACGACCAUUGAAGGACUCAAGGCCGCGGCUGAGUAUUUUGUAGCCGCAGCGGGCACGUUUUCAUUCAUGCGCACGGAGGUACUGCCGGACAUGCGAUCGACACCACCAGAAGAUAUGGACGAUAUAACGUUGGACAGUCUACAACAACUAUGCCUGGCUCAGGCGCAAGAGUGCUUCUGGCAGAUCACGAUCAAGAAGAACAUGUCGGACGGGACGGUUGCAAAACUGGCCGCAAAGGUUUCCGACUACUACGUCUUCGCGGCGGAUGCAGCUCGACAGUCUCGGGCAGUCAGUGCCGAAUGGAUCCAUCAUUUCCAAGCCAAACACCAUCACUUUGCUGCCGCGGCGCAGUUUCGCCAGUCUCGAUAUUGUCUGCAGAGCAAACAGUAUGGAGAGGAAGUGGCUCGGCUAAGAGAUAGUAUUGCUUGCGUGAACGAGGGACUGCAGGAAGCCAGAUGGAUCAACGCCACGGUGCUGGGAGAUUUGAACGGUCUGAAGACAAGAGUGGCGGAAGAGUUGAAAAGAGCUGAAAGGGACAACGACAUGAUCUACCUCCAGGCGCCCACACCGAAAUCAGAGCUGCGAAUAUUGGAUCGGACGAACAUGGUGGCCGCCAAAACACCGUCAGAUGUUGCGAACGGUAUUUCUUUACUCGGGGAGGGUCAAGCCUUUGGGAGGCCACUGUUCGAAAAGCUCGUGCCGUAUGCGGUGCAUCAAGCUGCUUCGAUCUACGCAGAUCGCAGGGACCGGCUUGUCCAUCAAUCCAUCAUUGCGGAUCUCGAGGCCAUGACUGCCCGAUUGCGAGAAGUGCUACAGUCGCUCGACUUACCUGGCUCAUUGCAGGCGCUGGAGAAACCGUUGGGCUUGCCGGGCAGUUUGGUGUCAAAAGCAGAAGAGCUUCGACAACAAGACGCGUUGUAUCGAAUCAAGAGGGCCAUCGACGAUACCACCAAGCUGAAGACGAACGAUCUUUCGAUCUAUCAGGAAGGGUUGGCGCUGCUUGAGGCGGAAAAGACCGAAGACGACAGGCUACGUGCAAAGUACGGCACGGACAGGUGGGAUCGUCCGCCAUCCACGACCGCGCUGGCGAAGCUGUACCAGACGUCCAAGGAACUACAGACCUAUCUCAAUUCAGCCGCGUCGAGUGACAAUCUGGUGCAGUCCAAGUUCCGGGAGAAUGAACACAUUCUUCGAAUCCUGACAGGCACGAAUCGAGACCUGGAGCGCUUCGUCCCCUCGUCCGAUCAAGUGGCCAUGACCCCAGCCAUCGAACAAGCCGCGUCUCGCCUCAGAAGCUGUCUCAACGAGGUGUCUCGACUAGAAACACGACGAAAGAGUCGCAUCAACGCACUGAAAGAAAAAACCAACGCCGACAAUAUUGGCCCAGCUCUGCUCGCCGAAGCGGCGCGUUUGGAGCGCGAAUAUCCAAUGCAGAAGAUCGAGCCGGGCCAGUUUGAGAAACUCUUCGAAACCCGUCUCGCGGCCUACGAGCCCGACCGACAAGCGCUGGACAUGGAUCAAGAAGAACAAGACCAGGUCGUGGCUCGCUUGCGGGAGGCCAAUAAGGCGUUUAUGGAAGCCCGGCGCGGCGACACCAGUACGACGCGAGACCGCCAGAAGGCUCUCCAGGCCCUCGAGACGGGCUACGCCAAAUAUAAAGAACUCAUCAGCAAUCUGGACACGGGCCGGAAAUUCUACAACGAUCUCGCCGGCCAUGUCACGCGGUUUAGGGAGAGCUGUAAAGCCCAAGUCGCCCAGCGGAGGGUCGAGGCUAGUCAGCUCGAAUCCGAAUUCGCCAGUCAAGAUAUGGGUCGAUUGAACUUGGAAGAGACGAGACGGGAGUUGACUGGCCAGAGUCAGAACCAGAACCAGAACCAGAAUCAGGUAGUACAGCAGCAGCAGCCUCUACCACAGCAGACCCAAGCGCACCCACAGACGAGAAGCAGUAGUCGACAUCCUCCUCAACAGCAACAGCAACCGCAACAACAUACAAUUCAGGCCUAUGCUCAAGCUCAGGCUCAGGCCCAGGCUCAACUUCAACCUCAGAUCCAACGUCAACCGAUCAACGAUCAAGAAGGCAUAAGCGCACCCGUCCCAACCAGGACCAUUGUUCCUCCACCAGCAGCAGCGGCAUCAUCCCCUUCCUCCUCAACCGCGCCAUUGCCGGUCGGCGGCGUCUCCGGCGGCACCAUCGGCGGCGGAGGCGUCUGGUCUCCUGACAUGGGAAUCCGGUUCGGCGGCCAGAACAAUCGGCCCGGACAGGCGGGGUAUCCUGUUCCCAGGAGGCCUUGA